Molecule: messenger RNA, 1182 nt
Organism: Zingiber officinale
Lineage: Eukaryota; Viridiplantae; Streptophyta; Magnoliopsida; Zingiberales; Zingiberaceae
Product: delta(3,5)-Delta(2,4)-dienoyl-CoA isomerase, peroxisomal-like
Exons: 3
Coding region: 1-1038 (345 amino acids)
Cellular component (GO): peroxisome
Molecular function (GO): delta(3,5)-delta(2,4)-dienoyl-CoA isomerase activity
Source: RefSeq, a predicted model, not a curated record
AUGAACUACUGCGGACAUCAGAAAGAGCUCUUCCUAAUCCUUGCCUCAGCACAUGAUGAUCCUAACAUCUAUUUGCUGGCAGAGACCUUGCUUACUUCAGCACAAGGGAGCGAGUAUUUUAUCCUACUCUCGAGAACGACAGGAACGGAGACUCUGCGAAUCGCCAUGGCGGACGAUGAGAUCGAGGCGGCAGAAGCGGCGGCGGCGGAGCUCAAGCGUGGAUUCGAGACGCUGGAGGUGACUCAGCCGGACCCCUCGGUCCCCGUGUACUUUCUCUACCUGAACCGCCCGGCCCACCGCAACGCCUUGACUCCCGCUUCCUUCGCCGAGCUUCCCCGCGCCCUCGCCCUCCUCGACCGUCUCCCCUCCGCCCGAGCGAUCGUGCUCACCGGCCGCGGCCCGCACUUCUGCGCAGGAAUUGAUCUCUCCUCCCUCGCCUCCCUGGCGUCCGUCCCCUCCGACGACCGCGCCGUAGCCAGCGAGCUCCUCCGCCGUCGGAUCCUCGCCCUCCAGUCCGCGAUCUCCGCCGUCGAACGGUGCCGGAAGCCGGUGGUCGCUGCGAUCCACGGCGCCUGCAUCGGCGGAGGGGUGGAUCUGGUCGCCGCCUGCGACAUCCGGUGCUGCGACGAGGGGGCCUACUUCGCGGUCAAAGAAAUAGAUCUCGCCCUGGCCGCCGAUCUGGGCUCGCUGCAGCGCCUUCCGGCGAUCGUCGGGUACGGGAACGCCACAGACAUGGCGCUUACUGGGCGGAGGGUGGCAGCGGAGGAGGCAAAGGCGAUGGGGCUCGUCACCCGCGUCUUCCCCUCCAGCGCCGCCCUGGCGGCGGGCGUCACCGACCUAGCAAGGGGAUUGGCUGAGAAAUCGACGGUUGCGAUGACGGGAACGAAGGCAGUGAUGCUGAGGAGCCGAGAUCUGACGGUUGAACAGGGCCUAGAGCACGUGGCGACGUGGAACGCUGCGAUGCUGAUGUCGCGUGACCUGGAGGAGGCCGUCCGGGCCCAGAUAGAGAAGCGCAAGCCCAAGUUCUCCAGGCUGUGAGACGAUGACUAGGGGGGCUCGUAGUUAGGUAGUUACGGUUGAAGCUUAUCAGCUCAAGUAAAUAAUAAGCCAAUGAAUUGGCUGCUGAAUGUGAUUUGUAAUGAGAAAGUCAAAACAUAAUAAAAGCUUUAAGAUAUUCAGCAA